Cladophialophora psammophila CBS 110553 is the source of this 1749-nucleotide messenger RNA. RefSeq names its product heat shock protein 60. The transcript is spliced from 2 exons. Gene Ontology annotation, cellular component: mitochondrial matrix; mitochondrial inner membrane. Bases 1 to 1749 code for a protein of 582 amino acids. Gene Ontology annotation, biological process: mitochondrial unfolded protein response; protein refolding; apoptotic mitochondrial changes. Lineage: Eukaryota; Fungi; Ascomycota; Eurotiomycetes; Chaetothyriales; Herpotrichiellaceae. The record is from RefSeq and is a predicted model, not a curated record. Gene Ontology annotation, molecular function: protein-folding chaperone binding; ATP binding; ATP-dependent protein folding chaperone.
AUGCAGCGCGCUCUCUCUUCCGCAGCUCGAUCCUCCUUGUCCUCCUCUUCUCCGUACACCAGAUCAGCCGGCAGGAGCCUACAGCAACUGCGCUUCGCCCAUAAAGAGCUGAAGUUUGGUGUCGAGGGAAGAGCCCAGCUCCUGAAGGGUGUCGAGACUCUAUCCAAAGCUGUUGCAACAACGCUCGGUCCCAAAGGCCGCAAUGUUCUCAUUGAGUCCAGCUAUGGUUCGCCCAAGAUCACGAAAGAUGGUGUGACGGUCGCCAAAGCAGUCACCCUCCAAGAUAAGUUCGAGAACCUCGGAGCCCGCCUGAUCCAGGAUGUUGCCUCAAAGACGAACGAAGUUGCUGGUGAUGGAACCACAACUGCCACCGUCCUGGCAAGUGCCAUCUUCUCCGAAACCGUCAAGAAUGUCGCUGCCGGGUGUAACCCUAUGGACUUGAGAAGAGGCACACAGGCAGCAGUUGACGCAGUCGUCGACUUCCUGCAAAAGAACAAGAAGGACAUUACCACCAGUGCUGAGAUCGCCCAGGUCGCGACCAUCUCUGCCAACGGUGAUACACAUGUCGGUAACCUCAUCUCGAACGCCAUGGAAAAGGUCGGCAAAGAGGGGGUGAUUACAGUCAAAGAAGGCAAAACAAUUGAAGACGAGCUCGAGGUUACUGAGGGUAUGCGCUUCGACCGCGGCUUUACUUCACCCUACUUCAUCACCGACACCAAGUCGCAAAAGAUCGAGUUUGAGAAGCCCUUGAUCCUCCUUUCCGAGAAGAAGAUUUCGGCCGUCCAAGACAUCAUCCCUGCCCUCGAGGCUUCCACGCAAAUGCGCCGGCCUCUCGUCAUCAUUGCCGAGGAUAUUGACGGCGAGGCAUUGGCUGUCUGCAUCCUGAAUAAACUUCGCGGUCAACUUCAAGUGGCGGCAGUCAAGGCUCCCGGCUUCGGGGACAACCGUAAGAGCAUCCUUGGCGAUAUUGGCAUCCUGACCAACGCCACCGUCUUCACGGAUGAAUUGGACAUCAAACUGGAAAAGGCCACCCCUGAUAUGCUUGGAUCGACGGGUAGCAUCACAAUCACCAAGGAAGAUACCAUAAUCUUGAAUGGCGAAGGUAGCAAAGAUGCCAUCGCCCAACGAUGUGAGCAGAUCCGCGGCGUCAUGGCCGAUCCUUCAACUUCAGAGUAUGAGAAGGAGAAGCUUCAAGAGCGUCUGGCCAAGUUGUCUGGCGGUGUUGCCGUCAUCAAAGUCGGUGGAGCUUCCGAGGUUGAGGUGGGCGAAAAGAAAGAUCGUGUCGUCGACGCUCUCAAUGCUACUCGCGCUGCCGUUGAAGAGGGUAUCCUGCCCGGUGGUGGUACGGCAUUGAUCAAGGCUGCCGCAAAUGCUCUCGACGGUGUUCAACCUUCCAAUUUCGACCAACAGCUCGGUGUCAGUAUCAUCAAGAAUGCCAUCACGCGACCUGCUCGGAAGAUUGUUGAGAACGCUGGUCUUGAAGGCAGCGUUGUCGUCGGCAAGCUGAUGGAUGAAUUCGGCUCCGACUUCAACAAAGGCUUCGACUCGGCCACCGGACAGUAUGUCGAUAUGCUGAGCAAGGGCAUUGUCGACCCUCUUAAGGUUGUCCGCACGGCUCUCGUUGAUGCUUCUGGUGUUGCGUCGCUACUGGGCACCACGGAAGUUGCGAUCGUCGAGGCUCCAGAAGAGAAGCCUGCGAUGCCCAUGGGCGGCGGCAUGGGUGGUAUGGGAGGAAUGGGCGGCUUCUAA